AUUAUGUCUUAAAUUCAUAACGAUCUUUGUAUAAAGAGUAUUGAUGAAUUGAGAUAAGUAUUUAAAUAGGUUUAAGUUCCUACAAACUAAUCAUAACAAUAAUAAUAAUCAUAACAAUAAAAUGAACAAAAGGAGGUUUAAAAAGUUAUUGAAACUAUAGCACCAACUUGUCAACAUUAAUAAAUGCAUUGUCAUCCAAUUUGUUAACCUUCAAAUUUUUGUCAUCAUGUAAAUUAUCAACCUUUUGUAAUAAUCUAAGAAUAGCCUGUUAAUGAAAGAAAAUCAAAUAGAAAGAAGAAGAAAUAUGUUAAAGAAUUAACAGAAGAAAUUUAAGUUUAAAUACCAAUCAAAAAGUCUAAAUAAAAAUUAGAAUAACCAAACUUUAAUAUUUAAAGAGAAGUUGAUCAUUUAGAAUAAUUAAUAAGGUAAGUUAAAAUUCAAGAACAUCCUUCUUAAGUAUUAGAAUAUCAUAUCAGUGUUCCUGAAUAAGAAAAACCAAAAGAUAAUACAGAAAUGAUUGCCAUGCUAACAGCAUUAAAACCAGAACCAAUCUAAUUACCUAAGGAUGAUUAUUUAAAAAUUGAAAAUGCUAGAUUAUAAGAAGAAAUUAAAAAUACUAAAAUAUAACAUCAUGAACUUUAAGUUAAAUAUGAAGAGUUGUAAAAAAGAAAGAGAAAAGAAAAAAUAGUUAAAGAAAUCGAAUAUAAAGAAAUACCAAAAAUUAUAGAAGUUCCUAGAGAUGUGAUUAAAGAAGUAGUAAAACCUUUUGAAGUUGUUAAAGAAGUAAUUAAAGAAGUAGAAAAACCAUCAUAAAUGAAUACAAAAGAAAUUCCAAUUUAUAUACCUUAAUAUAAAGAAGUAACAGUUAAUAAAGAAGUGCCAGUUUAUAAAGAGAUUUAAGUUGAAAAGGAAGUUAAAGUUUAUAAAGACAUUCCUGUUUAUAAAGAUGUACCAGUUUAUUAUGAUGUUCCUGUUUAUAGAGAUGUUCCUAUAUAUUAGAAAGUACCUGUUUAUAAAGAAGUACCAGUAUAUUCUGAACCAGUUAAUGUAUAUAGAGAAAUUCCAAUCAUUAAAGAAAUUGAACGCAUUCCUGAAACUAUUGUUGAAUAUCCAAAUUUAUAAAGAACAAAAAGGGUUAUUUCACCCAAUCAAAAUUGUAGAACAUAUAUAAGAUCUCCUUAUUCAAGAGGAGAAUAUUGA
Molecule: messenger RNA, 1200 nt
Organism: Paramecium sonneborni
Lineage: Eukaryota; Ciliophora; Oligohymenophorea; Peniculida; Parameciidae
Source: the annotation of a GenBank genome assembly